AUGAAGCUUUUCUGCUUCAUCUUUAUAAUAACUACUAUCGAAGCGAAAUCCCCCCGAAAGUACUGCGACAUAGUUUCCAAUGACCCAACAAAGCACUGCUACGUGAAAGAAACUUUGACGAGUAUUCCACACAGUCCCAACCAACUUUCCGUGGACAAAACUACAAACACGUUGUACUUCAGUUUCGAUUUCGGCCAAGGAGAAUACGUGCCAGCUAUCCUCAAUAUUGAGACCAAAUCUCUUAGUGUUUUAAAAGGUGUUAAAGAUGCUUUUGCCAUAGCCAAUGACAAUGCUACAGGUGAUAUGUAUUUUGGCGGCAGUCACGGCAUCUAUAAGUACAACGCCAAUAAAAAGCUUUUGCAGAGGUUAAAUUUCAACAAUUUGGACAUUUGGUGGCUAUUUAUAAAAAAUCAUAUAUAUUUUAUCAAAUUUCCAAGUCUGAUCGCUUUUUAUUAUACUAACAAGAAUGUGAAACCAGUGCCGGAGCUCAAAGACAACAUAGUUCAUCAAUUUGUGUUGGAUAAGGAUGACAAUAUAUUUUUUAUAAACGGUACCGGUUUAUUUGGUAUUAAAAAUAAUGAUGACCAGCCUAUUUUAUUGAGGGAUCAUCCGAAAUUUCUUGGAAUAACUACGGAUAAUAAUGGAUUCGUGUAUGUUUGCAGUGAAGACGGGAUCUUUGUUGUAACAAGUGUGAUUCAGAAAGUUAAGAAAGUGAUUAACGCACAGAGUGUAUUGGGUAUAACGUUUGAUAGUUCUAACAAUCUAAUUUAUUCAAACUCACAUGAUAUAAUUAGACUAAUUCCUGUGUAUGGUGGUUAUUUUACUGAAGGUAAGGAGUAA
Arctia plantaginis is the source of this 840-nucleotide messenger RNA. The record is from the annotation of a GenBank genome assembly. Lineage: Eukaryota; Metazoa; Arthropoda; Insecta; Lepidoptera; Erebidae.